AUGUCAAGUCGAGUACGAAUUAGUUACCUCUAUCACACAAGCGCUUCUUCUAUGUCUCUGCGAUGCUGCCGGCUUUAUCGACACAGAAGUUACUCUACUACAACUAAACCAGCGGCAGUGCCUGAGGAACCAACGAUUAAUCCAGUGGGGAUACAGUAUUUGAGUCGAAACCUGCAUAAGCAACUGUUUACUGGUAAAGUUCUAAGCCAUAAUGAGGAUCCUAUAACACCUGAAGAAAGAGUAGGAUUGAUAGAUUUAUCAAGGCGUUUCCUCAAGACUUAUCAUCUUCUAGGUAAAAAGACUUCUAUUUCUGAACCCUUAUCUAUGGAACUACCGAAGCUACAAGGAGAUUCUCUUGAUGAACAUUUCCAAAGACUGGGUCAUUUUGCAUCGGAACCGUAUAAAUCUAUGUGUCAAGCCAAGUUCACUAAAAUUGUUGGACGUCCGAAAAAAUGGAUUAGAAAACAAGGUUGGAUGAGGUAUGAGCCUGGGAAAGAACCUGAGCCAGUACCAUGGCCUCUAGAGGAUACUUUAGUUUUUGAUGUGGAAACUUUGUACAAAAUUUCACAAUAUCCGACUCUGGCAGUAGCGCUUUCGGAUAAAGCAUGGUAUCUGUGGUGUUCACCUUUCAUAUGUGGAUCAGAUUCAUUUGAGCACCUUAUUCCGCUGAAUACACAGGAAAGAACAGGUUUAGUCAUCGGACAUAACGUCGGGUAUGAUAGAGCUCGUGUUUUAGAGGAAUAUAAUCUUAAACCAUCCAAAACUUUCUUUCUUGAUACCCAAUCGUUGCAUGUGGCAUCUUCAGGUCUUUGUUCAAGGCAAAGGCCGAAGUUCUUAAAGACACACAAUGUUAAGAGACGAUCGGCGGCAGAGGAUGAAGAUGAAAUAGAGGCUGACCAACUAUCUUCAGCACUGGCAAAUACUGAUGGAAUGGAUCCAGAAUUGGAAGAGGAUCCAUGGCUGAGAGUAUCUGCCAUGAACUCUUUAAAAGACGUGGCAUUACUACAUUGUGGUAUUCGCAUUGAUAAGGAUCCUAGAGAUCGAUUCGCUACUACGGAUAAGAAUGAAGUGAUUCAAGAUUUUCAAAAUUUGGUAGAGUACUGUGCUACCGAUGUGGACACGACAAGUCAGGUCUUCGAUAAAGUUUGGCCGCUUUUCCUCCAAAAAUGUCCACAUCCAGUUUCGUUUGGUGCAUUACGCUCCCUGAGCAGCUGCAUUCUACCUACACAAUAUAACGAAUGGACAGAUUAUUUGAAUCGCUCAGAAAGAAUCUACCUUAAAUCAAAGCAAAGUAUAGAAGACAAGAUUACCGAGAUUGUCGAAGAUACUGUGAAACUAAGAGAUGAAAUGAGCGCUGAGGAAAUCCAUAAGGACCCUUGGCUUAGACAAUUGGAUUGGACUACAAAACCACUAAAGCUAACUAAAAAAGGUGUACCUGUUAAAAACCAAAAGCUUCCGGGCUAUCCAGAAUGGUAUAGAUCUCUUUUUCCGAACAAGACUGAAACUCGCCCACAAGUUACUAUCAAGUCAAGGAACAUCCCCAUCUUCUUCAAACUUUCUUGGGAAGGUUAUCCUACGAUUUGGACUAGCUGUGGUUGGUGUUUUGCGACGCCUGCAGAUUUGAUGGACAAAUUCAAAGCUAAAAAUUACAGAGUGGCUGAUGAAGAUAUUAUUGAAACGUAUCGUUCGGAGACCAAUGGAAUGUGCCCAGGAGCGGCUGAUAACCAGGUAUUGUUCAGAAUUCCGCAUCCCAAUGGCCCACAAUCUGCGUGUACCACUCUCUUGAGUAAACCUUAUAUCCACUAUUUCGAAAAAGGUAUUUUGACAUCGGGUUCUGAUUUUGCUCGGGAAGCUUUGCACAUGAAUUCUUCCGGUUCAUAUUGGAUGGCGGCUCGUGAGAGAAUCAUGAACCAAUUCAAUGUUCCUAGUUCCAGGUUUCCCAAUCAAUUCAAUCGCUUGGACGGGUCCCCGCAAACUUCCAAUAGAGACGAUCUAGGGAUUAUAUUGCCCGGUAUUGUGCCUAUGGGAACUGUCACUAGAAGAGCAGUCGAAAAUACGUGGUUGACCGCUUCAAAUGCUAAGGAAAAUAGAAUUGGUUCAGAGCUUAAGACUCAAGUUAAAGCUCCUAAAGGUUAUAGUUUUGUCGGUGCAGAUGUCGAUAGUGAAGAGUUGUGGAUUGCCUCGUUAGUUAGUGAUUCGGUCUUCAAUAUUCACGGUGGUACAGCAAUUGGAUGGAUGUGCUUAGAGGGGACUAAAAAUGAAGGAACUGACCUUCAUACAAAGACGGCACAAAUUUUGGGUUGUAAUAGAAAUGAAGCCAAAAUAUUCAACUACGGAAGAAUUUAUGGCGCUGGUGUGAAAUUUGCUACUCAGCUUUUGAAGAAAUUCAACCCUUCUUUACCCGACGAAGAAGCGCAAGGAAUUGCCAAUCAAUUGUAUGAAAACACAAAAGGUAAAAUUCAAAGGUCUAAAAUUUUUAAGAAGUUUUGGUUUGGAGGUUCCGAAUCUAUUCUUUUCAAUAAAUUAGAGAGUAUUGCUGAGCAGGAUGAACCUAGAACGCCUGUUUUGGGCUGUGGGAUUACUUUCUCAUUGAUGAAGAGGAAUUUGAGAACUAAUACAUUUUUACCUUCAAGAAUCAAUUGGACUAUUCAGUCUUCAGGUGUAGACUACUUGCAUCUUCUUUGCUGUUCGAUGAAUUAUUUGAUUGCAACUUACCACAUCAAAGCACGAUUAUGCAUCUCGAUCCAUGAUGAAAUUAGAUUUCUCGUCGCAGAUGAAGACAAGUACAGGGCCUCUAUGGCUCUGCAGGUGAGUAACAUUUGGACAAGAGCUAUAUUUUGUGAACAAUUAGGAAUUAAUGACUUACCUCAAAAUUGUGCCUUUUUUUCAGCAGUAGAUAUCGAUAAACUGUUGAGAAAAGAAGUUGAUAUGGAUUGCAUCACUCCUUCAAAUCCUAAUCCCAUUCCACACGGAGAAUCGAUCGACAUGAAGACUUUGUUGGAGAAACCUGGUGCCAUGUUAACUAAUCCUGAUCCUGCAGUGAACGUUUCUCAUUUUCCUGCUUCCUAUAGAGAACCUGUCUUUUCUAAGUAUAAUAAGGCACACAACAAGCAGUACCGAAAAUACCUUCUGAAGAUGCAAUUACAAAAUGCCAAAUGGAAAGUGGAUGAUCUGGAAAAGGCAUAUUUACAAGAGACUCAAGAGUUUGUACUUAAACGGAAGACUGAUACUACUUAUUCUUUGUUAGACUAUUUGAAGGAUAUUAGACAAGACAAGAAUAAGAAAAAAAGCAUUAUGGAUACUACGAUGUUCGGUACAGAAGACGAAAUGUUUACUUUGGAACAACAAGUUGCCGCAGCCUUUGAAGAAUCUCAAGCUGUUAGGGGUCGUCAACAGAAGAAUUCGAAAACAUCCAAUAAACGCAAGGCACUUUACCGCGGUAAUAAGGCUUUCGAAGCUUUUUAUAGUAGUGUGGAUAAACCUCCUGAGCAAGUACACUCUCUAAGUCAAUCUUUGGAAGUUCCGGUAGAUGAUGUGGUUCAAGAUUUGAUAAGCAAUACAUCUAGAACUCCUAAGCGUGCGAGAAAGUCUGUCAAGAGAACAACAUCUACGAAGAGAACAAGCCCUAACAAGGAAAAGAAGACUAAUGGCGAACAUGAGAAAACUUCCAUCAAUAUUAACGAUAGAAGUGAACGGUUUACACAACAUAAAUUGCAUUGA
Molecule: messenger RNA, 3720 nt
Organism: Zygosaccharomyces rouxii
Lineage: Eukaryota; Fungi; Ascomycota; Saccharomycetes; Saccharomycetales; Saccharomycetaceae
Gene: MIP1
Product: DNA-directed DNA polymerase gamma MIP1
Exons: 1
Coding region: 1-3720 (1239 amino acids)
Biological process (GO): mitochondrial DNA replication
Cellular component (GO): gamma DNA polymerase complex; mitochondrion
Molecular function (GO): DNA-directed DNA polymerase activity; DNA binding; 3'-5' exonuclease activity
Source: RefSeq, a predicted model, not a curated record